GGUCCCAGGGAUCGAACCCACUACCUUAGCGUUACAAGCGCCGUGCUCUACCAGCUGAGCUACAGAGGACCAUUGAUUUAGGCGCAGUGCACUAGUAGUGUGUUUGAAGUUUCUAAAAUGUUCCUUUAGUUUUUGAAACUACCCGCUGGGGUCUUGAAUUGAGUUGUAAACUGACAGAUGAAUGCUGACAGCUAAUAUAUUUUCUAUCAUAUGAUACAUAAAAGGUGUCAAGAUAUACAAGUGUAUUUAAAAAAAAUAAUAAACUAAAUAUAGUGUCAAAAUUAAUAGUGUUUUCUUUGUAUCAAUGGUGCCUGAAUGAAAAUGAGAGACUGAAAACCCAUCAAUAAAAUCACUGAAACCUAACAAAAUAACACACAUGAGGAAAUAGUUGAUUAUCUUAGGACACCAUUUAUGGAAAUAUGGCUAUCAAAUUAACAUCACUGAACAUAAGACAUCAGAUCUCCAAACCCUCAAAAUAAAGGAGCUUGUAAAAUAAACUCAUUUUUUACCAGAACGUUGUCAAACUACCAAUCCAGACAAAUGUUCUAGGAGUGAGAGUAUGCAAAUAUGGCUAUUGAAGUGUCAUUUGAAAAUAAGGAGCGCCACGUCCUCCAACCCUCACAAUGAAGAGGCUUAUAGGUAUAAUAUAACAAAAAUAUCCUUCUUGUUUUGCCAGAACUGGAUUAACUACAGUACCAACCCAGGCACAUAUUCUGAUAAAGUAUAUUGUAGAAAAAAUAUCCCCCCAAAAAUGUUGAUUUAAGAUUUCAUUACCUCAUAUUACCUUUUGCCUACCUGGACCACCCACAUUUUCUAUUAUAAAUCAUUAGCACAGGCCAUGGCCUAGAUUACAAUGCUAUUUCAUGGUUAUUACUGGUUAAUUUGGAGGUACUGAUACAUAAUUAACUUUAUCAUUGUGUUGCCAAUUAUUAACCUUUACAAUCACCCCCAGGUACACCCAAAUUCUAAACAGCAGAUUUCUCAAUUCAGGAUGUCAUGCACAACGUGACACCUCGUACGACAAGCAAAUUGUGCAACUUCAAGGUAGACGGUUGUAGGCUACUACGUAGCAUUUGAUCAUUUGUCUCUACAGCUGGUGGCUGUUGUGUUCUGUUCAGAAACGGUCUGUUUAAAGAACAAUCUGCAAACAUGGGAGAGUGGGGAUUUCUGUCAUCCCUGCUGGGCAAGGUGCAGUCACACUCCACGGUCGUCGGUAAAGUUUGGAUGACUGUCUUGUUUAUCUUCAGGAUCAUGGUCCUGGGGGCCGGGGCAGAGAAGGUGUGGAGCGAUGAGCAGUCUAAUAUGAUUUGCAAUACCAAACAGCCCGGCUGUAAGAACGUGUGCUAUGACCACGCCUUCCCCAUCUCCCACAUCCGCUUCUGGGUCCUUCAGAUCAUCUUCGUCUCCACCCCAACGCUGGUGUAUCUGGGACAUGUCAUGCACGUCAUCCACAAGGAGAACAAACUGAGGCAACGGCUAAGUCAGGCAGGCAAUGAGAUGGGGAAAAUGCCUAAAUAUUCUGAUGAGAAGGGUCAUGUCAAAAUCAAAGGUGACUUGCUGGUCAGUUACAUGGUCAAUAUCUUCUUCAGGAUUUUGCUGGAGAUAGUGUUUAUAGUGGGUCAGUAUUACUUGUAUGGGUUUGUGCUGGACCCCAAGAUUGAAUGCAGCAGAGCUCCCUGUCCGUUCACUGUAGAAUGCUUCAUGUCACGACCAACAGAGAAGACCAUCUUCAUCAUCUUCAUGCUGGGGGUGGCGUGCGCAUCUCUGCUGCUGAAUGUGGCGGAGAUAUUCUAUCUGAUCUGCUCCAAGUGUGGUUCUGGCUCAAGAAGAUGAGCCCAAGCAGUUCCAGCCAUCGCAAUGCACAGCUGUCUGAAUGGAGGUAGUAUGAUGCAAAACGAGAAGAUGAGUCUUCAUGCAACUGGUCACAGCACAGCCUGAAGUCACUGAUCACCAAUCAACUAUUGUAAACACUAUUGACAUUUCUGUUGACAUACCGAGGAAGGAUGCCCCUGAAACUGUUAGCCCUACAAUAAUGCAGGGUCUUAAAGGUCCAGUGCAGUCAAAAACGUGAUUUUCCUGUGUUUUAUAGAUAUUUCCACAUUAUGAGGUUUGAAUAAUGCAGUGAACUUGUGAAAAUAAUGAUAAUGCCCUUUCAGUGUAAGAGCUGUUUGAAAUGACCACCUGAAAUUUCAGCCUGUUUUUGUGGGAUGGAGUUUUGGCCUUACACAGU
This is a messenger RNA of Coregonus clupeaformis (lake whitefish), 2230 nucleotides long. Its product is annotated as gap junction Cx32.2 protein. Bases 1150 to 1833 code for a protein of 227 amino acids. Gene Ontology annotation, biological process: cell communication. The record is from RefSeq and is a predicted model, not a curated record. Lineage: Eukaryota; Metazoa; Chordata; Actinopteri; Salmoniformes; Salmonidae. Gene Ontology annotation, cellular component: connexin complex. The transcript has 2 exons.